AAACAAUAGUCGACAGAGUGCAAAGGUCUGCGCUCUGCCUUCCUGUCUCUACCUGUUGGAGUUGAACCGUGCCACUGCACGCCGUUGUAGCAGGUGAUCGCCCAUAUUUGGUGAUGGCCCAGAUCAUGUGACCAGAAAAUGGUGGAAGCUGUGAGGUGCUUGUAAACUGAGCAUCUCCAUCGAGAGGCUGGGGGAGCAGGAAAUAGGCAGGGAACUGGGAGCCACGUCCAUGCUCUGAGACGCAGGAGGACACACGAUCCCGAGCCGUGGCAGUGGUCCUCUGGGGAUGGACCUGGCAUCAGAGAAUAAAAUGAACUCUGAAGCAGGCGAAGGCCGCCCAGUGCCUCCUACCUCUCUUCCUCUAAAAGGAGGACCGGCACAGAGGAAGAAGCUCUCCGCCCCUCGCAUCAGCCUUUCACUGGACCAGAGCGAGGACGACUUGGGGGAAACGCCAGACGAUCUCGACAUCAACGUCGAUGAUCUCGACACGCCAGAUGAGGGAGACUACCUCGACUACACGGACCAUGAAACGGACUGGGAAGACCCGAAUGCUGCCAGCAGGACUGGGACCAGUGAGCCUUAUGAAUCCAUCCCGACGUACAGCGCAGAGGAGGAGCGCCACGACGGGAAGCUGUGGAGGACGGUGGUCAUCGGCGAGCAGGAGCACCGCAUCAACAUGAAGAUCAUUGAGCCCUACAUGAGAGUCAUCUCCCACGGAGGCUACUAUGCCAACGGAGUGAACGCCAUCAUCGUGUUUGCUGCCUGUUUCCUGCCAGACAGCGACAGAGAGGAGUACCAUGAAAUAAUGGAGAACCUCUUCCUCUACGUGAUCAGCACCCUGGAGCUGAUGGUGGCGGAGGACUACAUGAUCGUGUACCUGAAUGGCGCCACACCCCACAGAAGAAUGCCCGGCCUUGGUUGGUUGAAGAAGUGCUAUCAGAUGAUUGAUAGAAGGCUCAGGAAGAAUUUGAAAUCCUUCAUUAUUCUCCAUCCAUCUUGGUUUAUCAGGACCAUUCUAGCAGUUACCAAGCCCUUCAUCAGUGCCAAGUUCAGCAGUAAGAUAAAGUACGUGAACAGUUUGGAAAAGCUUCAGGAACUCAUCCCCAUGGAUUGCAUCCAGAUCCCAGAGUGCAUCAUUAGACUCGACAAGGAACUGAAGGCAGCAUCGGAGAACUCAAAAGUGAAUAUUUUCCUGCAGGGAUCGGAGCCAUCAGCAGCAGGAGCAGCAGCAGCAGCAGCAGCAGGCAGAACCAACCGAGCAAACGCAGCCGGUGCCAGCAGCUCUUAAACCCAAACAUCCUCAACGGACGGGUCACCUUGGUGUUCAGAAAACACGGCCGUACCGCUGAAGCUGGAGAAGCAGAGGGUUGUUAAGCUAGUGUGUGUGUGUGUGUGUGUGUGUGUGUGUGUCUGUGCUUGUCAAUUGCACAUCGGGGUGGAAUAUGAAAUCACACCUCACAAUAGUUAACACGCAGAUGUCAUUCUUUCAGGCUGCAGCAGCGUCUUUUGUCCCUUACAUCUACUGUUCAGAGAACUAUAGAGUCAAGUGUGACGCUUGGCGGCGCCUACAGAGUAGCAUCAGUGUUCAUGGUAGGUUAGUGAAUGCAAUUUACACCAGACAGUGCACCGUGCAAAUCCAUUUCUAGAGACUAAUGUGUCAUAGUUGUGUGCAUGAGAAGCAGCGAAGCAAUAAUUGUCACCCUUUACUGGUUCCACAGUAUCACCACUUCAGAUUCAACUUGUGCGUCAGCAAUCUACAAUAGAAGCACAAGGGGAGACCAUAAAGACCGCGUGCCAUAAAUGACCAAGUUAUUGCUUUUCAGCAAAUCAAAACCUCUGUCUUAACACCAAUGCUCCAAAACUGAAGAAUAUAAUGAAAAAUAGAUAUUUUAACUGAAGAGUUUAACUGAAACCAAGUAGGAGGAAAUUAAAUAUACAAUGAAGUUAAUACGUGCAAUGUGAGAAUGUGUCUUUUAAGCCAUGUUCUCUUGCCAGUGUGUGUGUUUUUUAUUGGAUCAAAUUAGGGUCACAGCAUUUUUUGUAGAGUGUGUUUGAUUCACACUUGUGCAGGGAUAUUUUUUAACUGUUUUCACAAAGUCUGAGGGACGGACGCACAAGUUACCAAUCUAUGCAUGUGACCCUGAAGUUACAGCAAAAAAAUCUGGACCCUAUUUUACUCUCAAACUGAUGGGCCAAUCAGCACGACUCCCACUGACUAACCAAUCAGAACGUUGCUCAUUGACCAUCUGUGCGACCAUGUUGAAUUCAGCAGCCCACCUGUGUCUCAGAGGAGUCCACCUCAUGUCCGAAUCAGAGACAAAAGGAGAAUGGUGUACGCCUACUUUGUUAUUUCCCAAGCAAAAAGUAUCAGUGACCCUCAUUUGAUCCAUGUGUUUUCAAUCGGUUUCUGUCAGGUAUAUAACUGGGAAUAAUCUUCUCCCGGAUCUGAUGAAAAUAAAAAGAUGGGGUCUCUGUAAAGCACAAUAUCAUCUAUAUACGUGUGUGUGUGCAUUUGUACAUAAGUGCAUGUCCCCACAUGGAUAACUGAUGGUCCUCUUAUCAAUGAGUCCUAUUAUGGUGUAGUAAUGAGGAUGUGCAGAAAAAUUAUGGAUCACUGUCUAGUCAUUCAAUAAAAUGGACUUAAGUCUGAA
Limanda limanda (common dab) is the source of this 2651-nucleotide messenger RNA. RefSeq names its product prune homolog 2 with BCH domain (gene prune2). Gene Ontology annotation, biological process: apoptotic process. The transcript has 12 exons. Bases 287 to 1288 code for a protein of 333 amino acids. NCBI's taxonomy places the organism in Eukaryota, Metazoa, Chordata, Actinopteri, Pleuronectiformes, Pleuronectidae. The record is from RefSeq and is a predicted model, not a curated record. Gene Ontology annotation, cellular component: cytoplasm.